Molecule: messenger RNA, 495 nt
Organism: Oikopleura dioica
Lineage: Eukaryota; Metazoa; Chordata; Appendicularia; Copelata; Oikopleuridae
Source: the annotation of a GenBank genome assembly
AUGCUUGUUGCUGUCUGGAUUUUGGUGGUUCAUCUUCAUGGCUACAACACUGUGCAUGUUUAUCUCCGCUCAAGAAAAGACAUGGGCAAUCUUUAUGAAAAUCACCGAGGUCGAUUUUUCGUAGCUGAAAAUAGCGCGACUGGAGAGCUUCUCGGAACGAUUCUUUGGAAAAAGUGCAAAGAGAUUCCUUCUUGUUUGAAAUCGAGAAAAACCGCUGAUGAUUUUAUAGAGCUUGGAUCGUUGAUGGUCAAAAGAAAUUGCAGAAAACUUGGAGUCGGAAAAAUGCUCGUCAACAAAAUCAAGGAAGAAGCAAUACGACUCGACAAAGAUAUUUUCCUCGUCACUUCAAUUCACAACCAAACAGCUGAUCGAUUUUACCAGAGAAACGGUUUGAAAAGAAUCGCUGGAGAUAUUUACAGUUUCACUCGUAUUCUGUAUUUUUUUGCUUGGGUUUUUGAUCAUCGAUCAUUGUUCUUUAUUUAUGAAACAAAAUAA